UCUUGGGGCUCCAGUUUGCUGCUGCAUGCUCUCGUUUCUGUUGCGCGGAGGCCUCGUCCUCCUCCUCGCCUCUUUCGUGCUUUAUUUACGAAUUCCACCACCCUCGCAAUCCUCGCUGCCUACCUCUCCCCCGUCCCCGCUUUUCUCUUCCCUGUCGCGUUCGUCCACUCGAAGCCUGAUGUAGUCGCCUUCUGCUCUUCCUUCUGCUGUUUUCUCUUAUGCCGUGCAUUACUGCCCCUCGCUCCCAUAAUAUGCCCCAUCAGCAGCAGCAGGUGGUUAUGGCAGCCUGCGCCGGUGGCUCCCCUUUGCCAUCCUCAUCCACAACUGUUGGGAGACGGUGCUCCUUGGGAGCCUCCCGCAACUCUCGACUUCGCAACCUUGGUCCUUCGACAUUGCGUUUUCAGCCAUCACAGCGUUCUACUCGCUAUCAGGGGUCCUUCUCUCUCACUUUCUGCGUCCCUCAUUCAUCUAGCGAUGGACGCGCAAGGACAAUUAGAGCUGCAUUGAACGGCGGAGACAAGAUGGAAGUGGUUCUAGAUGACGCGAAUGAAGCGGAGCGCUUGCGAGUCUUGCAAAAACAAGAUGAAUUGGCGUCACGGAUCGCAUCCGGAGAAUUCACUGUGUCCCAACCAAGCAAUGACUUUUUGCUCACUAUCCGGCGGAUUUUGGCUAACUCAGGGCCAGCGGGUCGUGCACUGGCCCUGCAGCUGGCUAUUUAUGAGGCCCGAAUAAAGGCUGAGCAGUCUGAGAGAAUGCCUGAAUCCCGUGGGGAUGUCGGCGCUAUUGUUGGUGAACCAUUUUUCAAACCGCUUCAGAAGUUGUUCUUGAUUUAUGGGGGUGUGUUUCGGCUUACAUUUGGACCGAAGUCAUUUGUGAUAGUUUCGGAUCCAAUGGUGGCGAAGCAUUUGCUGAAGGACAAUGCAAAGGCAUACUCGAAGGGAAUAUUGGCUGAAAUUUUAGAAUUCGUGAUGGGGACUGGACUUAUACCAGCAGAUGGAGAAGUGUGGCGUGUGCGUCGUAGAGCCAUUGUUCCUGCUGUGCAUCGAAAGUAUGUUGCUGCGAUGAUGGAGGUAUUUGGUCAGGCUACACAACGUUUGUGUGACAAGUUGGACGAGGCAGCCGUUUCUGAGACCAGUGUGGAAAUGGAGUCGCUCUUCUCAAGGCUGACCUUGGAUGUUAUAGGAAAAGCUGUAUUCAACUACGAAUUUGAUUCCUUAUCAAAUGAUGCUGGCAUUGUAGAGGCUGUUUACAUAACGCUGAGAGAAGCGGAAGAUAGGAGCAUUGCCAUUUUCCCUUACUGGAAUAUACCCAUUUUGAGAGCUAUUGUACCACGGCAGCGGAGGGUAGCGAAGGCACUGAAUUUGAUUAAUGAAGUGCUGGAUAACUUGAUCGCGAUCUGCAAGAGGAUGGUGGAGGAGGAAGAUGUCCAAUUUGAAGACGAAUAUGUAAAUGAUCGGGACCCUAGUAUCCUUCAUUUCUUAUUGGCUGCGGGGGAUGAGGUUUCCAGUAAACAACUACGAGAUGAUUUAAUGACCUUAUUAAUUGCUGGUCAUGAAACUUCCGCUGCUGUACUGACGUGGACAUUUUAUCUACUGGCUCAGAACCCAGGUGCCGUAGCAAAACUUCAAGAGGAGGUGGAUAGGGUCUUAGGAGAUCGAAUUCCAACUGUUGAAGACAUGAAAAAGUUGAGAUAUACAACGAGGGUUAUUAAUGAGUCCUUGCGUCUUUAUCCACAACCGCCAGUCUUGAUUCGAAGGUCAUUGGAAAGUGAUAUGCUGGGAAAGUAUCGCAUCAACAAGGGCGAAGAUAUUUUUAUUUCAACAUGGAAUAUUCAUCGGUCUCCAUACCUGUGGGAAGAUCCAGAAUCCUUCUUGCCUGAGCGCUUUCCAUUGGAUGGUCCAGAUCCCACAGAAUCGAACCAAAACUUCAGAUACUUGCCUUUCGGUGGAGGUCCUCGGAAAUGCCUAGGUGACAUGUUCGCCACAUUUGAGAACAUAACAGCAUUAGCCAUGCUUGUUCGGCGCUUUGAAUUUGCACUUGCUCCUGAUGCACCUCCUGUGGGCAUGACUACAGGAGCCACGAUCCACACUUCAAAUGGAUUACACAUGUCUGUGGUGAGAAGGAAAAUCAAGAGUGACAGUGCCAAGGAAACACCAGUCACACAAACACAGUCGUCGAAUGGUCUAGUUUCACAAGGAACGUCAUGAGCCCUCCAAUGCUUGUAAUCGACUGUUUCGUGCAAACUUGUUUGUACUGGCCCAGUUAUACAUUGGUUAUGUUGGCCAUAAAGCCUACGUAUUAAGAUGUGGACAAACACAUAACGGAAAUAUGAACGAUUCAUUUUCAAAAUAAACAAUUGGACGCAUUCCAGUCAUUGCCAUAA
Physcomitrium patens is the source of this 2383-nucleotide messenger RNA. Its product is annotated as protein LUTEIN DEFICIENT 5, chloroplastic. The record is from RefSeq and is a predicted model, not a curated record. NCBI's taxonomy places the organism in Eukaryota, Viridiplantae, Streptophyta, Bryopsida, Funariales, Funariaceae. Gene Ontology annotation, cellular component: chloroplast. Gene Ontology annotation, molecular function: iron ion binding; beta-carotene 3-hydroxylase activity; heme binding. Gene Ontology annotation, biological process: xanthophyll biosynthetic process.